Molecule: messenger RNA, 966 nt
Organism: Contarinia nasturtii (swede midge)
Lineage: Eukaryota; Metazoa; Arthropoda; Insecta; Diptera; Cecidomyiidae
Product: GATOR complex protein Wdr59-like
Exons: 7
Source: RefSeq, a predicted model, not a curated record
AUGUGUAUAUUUUCACAGAAAUCAACGCGGAUCCGAAACGCUCCUGCAAAACUGCAAGCAGCCACUAUUCACGUAUAUGACAUCACCAAAGUACUGGGAAUCAACAAAAAAUUAGCUGAAAAAUAUAUCAUUGAUUCAGACAAUUUAACGGAAAUGUGUGAGCGUAAUCGAGUAGUAGCCGAGAAGUAUGGUAAUUCUGAUAUAGUUCAAUGUUGGAAAUUGGCUCAUUUGAUAGCAACAUCGAUAUCAGCCUCAAACGACUCAUUGGACGAUGAAAUAUUUUCACAGCAAAUUCCAUUUCCAAAAAUUUUGCUCGAGUCAUUAAUAAGUCAUUUUGCGCAGAAAUGUGACGUUCAAACAGCGUCAAUGUUGUGUUGUGCCUUUGGACGGCAUUGCCCAUCGAAUUUGGAUUUAUCAAGAAGUUCAAGCAUGAGCGGAAAGUCACUCAAUGCGAGUCAUUUACUAAGUAGUAUGUAUCAUCGCAUUCUUAAGCCGAGUGGAUCUCCCUAUCAUACAAUUUUGCCGAUUGAUUCGCAAUCAGGCCAAUCAUGGAAUUUUAUUGCGCAAUGGAAACAAUACCGAAGUAACUCGUGGUCAGAUUCGUUGGAUGAUUGUCGCGUGGUUCCUGCACUGGACAUCAAUCGAUCUCUGUUGGGUGACUCUCAACGACACUUGUAUGACUGUUACAAGCGCUUAUACGCUGAAGCAUUAUAUCGUUGGCAUUUGUUGGUGCCACGAGCCAAAGUUUUGAAAUAUCUCAGUUCGAAUCCGGAAAUUUAUCGUGAUGUUGAAUAUGUGACGGAGUGUACGUCAUGUUCACGCGUUACCAAGGCACCAGUGUGCAAAGAAUGCCGCAAACCACUACUCAAGUGCGUCUUAUGUCGAUUGCCUGUCAAGGGAUUAGCAAAUGCUUGUUUGAAUUGCGGCCAUGGCGGGCAUACUUCACAUAUGAAAAUCUGGUUUUCG